This is a messenger RNA of Humulus lupulus (European hop), 903 nucleotides long. RefSeq lists its product as uncharacterized. NCBI's taxonomy places the organism in Eukaryota, Viridiplantae, Streptophyta, Magnoliopsida, Rosales, Cannabaceae. The transcript has 2 exons. Bases 167 to 856 code for a protein of 229 amino acids. The record is from RefSeq and is a predicted model, not a curated record.
ACAUAUUGAGUUCCUCACUCACUCAUAUCAAUUCAUUAUCCUCCUUUAUCUUUAUCUGAGUUCUUUAUCCUAUUAUGAUUAUUAUCAGAGAAUCGCUAUUAUUGGACGAGGCAGAGAGAAGACUACUUACUUCGCUAGAAAGAAAGAGAGAGAGAGAGAGAAAGAAAUGGGUUCAAAAUCAAACCUCUUCGUCUUCGUCUUCGUCUUCGUCUUCGGAAUUGGAAUCGGAAUGGGUCGUUGUUCAUCAGAAUCACCAGAGAUCCCAACCCCAACCCCAUGGCCGCAUCAAUUCCACUCGAUCCUGAUGAUGAACUACUCGGGAAUACUCCAGAUAAUAGAUCUGUGGUACGACUGGCCCAACGGUCGCAACUACAACAUCAUCCAGCACCAGCUGGGCAACGUGCUGUACGACCUGGAGUGGAACAACGGGACCUCGUUCUUCUUCUACGACGACCGCGCGGAGAAGUGCAGCUCGGCUCAGCUGGAGGUGGGGAUUCUGCGGCCCAAUUGGCUGGAGGGGGCCAAGUAUCUAGGGCAGAGGGAGGUUGACGGGUUCUUGUGCAACGUGUGGGAGAAAGUGGAUUUCAUAUGGUACUACGAGGAUGUGGUGACGAAGAGGCCCGUGCAUUGGGAGUUCUACACUGGCAGAAAUGCUCAUGUCAUGACCUUCGAGGUCGGUGCUGUGCUUGAGGAUUCUAAGUGGCAAGCCCCUCCUGACUGCUUUGAUCAUCAAUCUCAAACCAAACCCAAACCCAAAACCAAAACCAAAACCAAAACCAAUCAUCUUCCAUUCCCACAUUUCUCCAUUUCCUCCAAGAUGAUUCAUCGUUCUCACUCUUCCUCUUCCUCUCUCUAAAAUGUCAGAUGUAAUGAUCAAUAAUAAUAGGGUUGUACCUUUUAUUA